Messenger RNA from Coccidioides posadasii C735 delta SOWgp, 3450 nucleotides. RefSeq names its product Glycosyl phosphatidyl inositol anchor synthesis (gene MCD4). Gene Ontology annotation, biological process: GPI anchor biosynthetic process. Lineage: Eukaryota; Fungi; Ascomycota; Eurotiomycetes; Onygenales; Onygenaceae. Gene Ontology annotation, cellular component: endoplasmic reticulum membrane. Gene Ontology annotation, molecular function: mannose-ethanolamine phosphotransferase activity. The record is from RefSeq and is a predicted model, not a curated record.
AAGGGUUAACAGUGGGACGGGCGCCACUUAAAUACAUUUCCCAUCUCUUCUCGUUCGGACUUUGUCUUACGGGGUCGUUGAGACCGCGUUCGCUCAUUUUACCCUCACACAAUGCCAUCGUGAUACCCUGAUUGACGCAGCUACUUCGUUUCUCCGUGCCUUCGUUAACCAUGGCCCGCCUUGGUCGUGUCGGGUUUUUGGCCCUGGCUAUAAUUUUCCAUUUGAUUUACACCUACUCGAUCUUCGAUAUCUAUUUUGUCAGCCCAAUCGUGAGUGGAAUGCGACCUUGUGGCGUGGAGCGCGAACCCGGAGCCAAAGCACCCGCGAAGCGAUUGUUCCUGUUUGUCGGAGACGGUCUCCGUGCUGACAAGGCUUUUCAAUCCUUUCCCGACCCGUCUCCGCCUCCAGACGCAUGCCCCGAUGCUUCCAGCUGCGAUGGAGAAUAUCUCAAACCGAGGCCACUUGCUCCGUUCAUCCGCUCGCGCGUCCUCCACCACGGUACAUUCGGCGUGUCUCACACCCGCGUUCCUACGGAGUCGAGACCGGGACAUGUUGCACUCAUCGCAGGGUUGUACGAAGACGUUUCGGCGGUUACAACAGGUUGGAAAUUGAAUCCAGUCAACUUCGAUAGUGUCUUCAAUCGCAGUAGGCAUACCUGGAGCUGGGGGAGCCCGGAUAUCCUUCCUAUGUUUAAGGAGGGUGCCGUUCCCGGAAGAAUCGAUGCGGAAACAUACGGUGAGGAGGCCGAGGAUUUCACCCAGGAUGCAACAAAGCUGGAUAUAUGGGUGUUUGAUAAAGUGAAAGCGCUGUUCUCAAGGGCAAAAGAGGAUCCGGAGCUGAAUGCAAGGUUGAGAGACGAUAAGCUAGUCUUUUUCCUGCAUCUCUUGGGUCUGGAUACGUCCGGUCAUGCUUAUCGACCAUACUCAAGGGAAUAUCUACACAACAUAAAAGUUGUCGAUCAAGGAGUCCGUGAAAUUACUGAAUUAGUUGAGAAUUUCUACGGUGAUGAUGAAACUGCCUUCGUUUUCACCGCUGAUCAUGGUAUGAGUGACUGGGGUAGCCAUGGUGAUGGCCACCCAGAUAACACCCGUACGCCACUUGUUGUCUGGGGCUCCGGGGUCGCUAAACCAAAAAUUUCCCAUUGGGGAGUUGCUCCCGGUCACGAAGACGGUUUCUCAUCGGACUGGAACCUGGAUCAUGUUCAUCGGCAUGACGUUGCUCAGGCCGAUGUUGCUGCCCUCAUGGCUUAUUUGGCUGGGCUCGACUUUCCUGCCAAUUCCGUGGGCAAGCUUCCGCUUGAUUAUAUCGAUGCGACUUUAAAGGAGAAGGCGAAUGCUGCUUUGGCCAACGCUCAAGGAGUCCUUGAAAUAUACCACGUGAAGGAGGAGCACAAGAGGUCCUCUACACUACGGUACAAGCCAUAUGGGCCAUUUGCCAGCCCCGACAGUUCGCCAGAUUCCCAGGUAUCCGCAAUCCAAAAGCUAAUUUCUAAGCAAAAAUACGAGGAAGCAAUCAGUCACUCAUCAAGUCUAUUAGAGGAGGCACUGGACGGAUUGCGCUACCUCCAGACGUACGACUGGCUCUUCCUGCGAACCAUUGUUACCGCGGGCUAUCUUGGAUGGAUUGCUUAUGCUUUAACCACCGUUAUAGACCUCCAUGUUUUACACCAAACUUCUCAAUCUGUCCGGACUACCUUCACCACGAGCUUUUUUUCUUCCGUCCUAGUUGGUCUAUACUCCGUAUUAUGGGUUCAGAAGUCCUCCUGGCGUUAUUAUGCAUAUGCCAUAUUCCCAGUAUUUUUCUGGGAAGAAGUUGUUGCAAGGCGAGACGCGCUUAAAGCCGGACGACAGAUCCUCUUAGGCCAUAUUCGAACCUUUUCGGGUUAUUUCUCGUUCUCACUCCAGUUAGUGAUAUAUAUUGGAGUAUUAGAGGCUCUUGUUCAAUCUUAUUUUCACCGAGAGAUCUACACUGCCUGUUAUCUAAUUGCUUGUUUUUGGCCGGCCUUUUACGGAUUCGACUUCCUCUCUCGCAACAAAGUCGUUGUCUCUACUUGGGUUAUUGGGUGUGGUUUAUUGAGUGUUUUCACUCUUCUCCCAGUGAUCAAAAUUGAAAGCUCGAAUACAAUCACCCUUGGAGGCGCACUUAUGUUUGCCACGGGCCUCCUCUACCUCGCAUUUGAGGAGAGCAUCACCCUUCAAUCGAAACAAGCCGCAAAAAGCUCCCUUCGCAAGGGAUCACGCAUUGUUAUGGGAAUUCAAGUCGGUCUGAUUCUACUCGCCAUUAUUGUUACAAGGUCAAGUAUUGCAUCAAUACAAGCUAAGAAGGGUUUACCAUUUGGCAAUCAAAUUGUUGGAUGGAUCAUUAUGGUUUCUUCGCUUUUGCUCCCCUUCGUGCACAAACUCUAUCCAAAUAGCCAUUAUCUUCAUCGCCUUAUCAUACUCUUCCUUGCAUUCUCACCGACGUUUAUCAUCCUCACUAUCUCCUACGAAGGACUCUUCUAUUUUACAUUCUGUGUAUCGCUUCUCACAUGGGUGAGACUUGAACACAGCAUAUACGUACAUACGUCGAGCUACCAUACGACCUCCAAAACACCUACCGAUCAGGGAAUCACGACCGGGAGGACAGAGAGCCUUCGGGUUUCACUCUCUACCGCAAUCCAAAAUCGCAGGCACCGCAGCCUAACCGUCUCCGAUGCCCGCAUCGCCCUCUUUUUCCUUUUCCUCCUACAGUCCGCAUUUUUCAGCACUGGCAACAUCGCUUCUAUCUCCUCAUUCUCUCUUGAGAGCGUUUGUCGCCUCAUCCCUAUCUUCAAUCCCUUCUCCCAGGGCGCCCUCCUCAUUCUCAAGAUCCUCAUCCCAUUCGCCGUGAUCAGCGCGAAUCUCGGCAUUCUCAAUCACCGGCUAGGCGUCGCUCCGUCCGCCUUAUUCAUGAUCGUUAUGUCAAUUAGCGACGUGAUGACCUUGAACUUCUUUUAUAUGGUUCGAGACGAAGGGAGCUGGCUCGAUAUCGGAACAACCAUCAGCCACUUUUGUAUUGCGAGCGGGAUGUCCGUCUUUGUGGCAGGGUUAGAAUUCCUAAGUGAGGUCUUCAUUUCGGGAAUCGAGUUUCAAAGCGAUGAUCGCGUAUCCUCUGGCAAACCGGGCGAGCCAAACGUUUCGGUCGAGACAAAUGGGAAGUUACACGAGCCAGCCAGAGGAUCUUCGUCAAAACCCAACAUCCCGGGGAAGCGUGGCUUUGUCGAAAAUGGACUCGUAUCUUCCACCGACCGUACGGCAAAAGUGGUCAAUUAAGACUUUAUAAUCUUUUUUCUCUAUUGCCUUAUUUAAUUUUUAUAUGCGGGCACCUGAUCAGGUUCCUUGGGAAAUUGUAAUUUUGGUGGUAAAAUAUCUGUCUCCAUAUAGAGUUUGGGCAAAGACCUAUAGAAUGUCGCAUUUGACGCAUAUCUCUAAA